Messenger RNA from Xyrauchen texanus (razorback sucker), 1248 nucleotides. RefSeq names its product mitochondrial amidoxime-reducing component 1-like. Gene Ontology annotation, biological process: nitrate metabolic process. The record is from RefSeq and is a predicted model, not a curated record. Gene Ontology annotation, molecular function: molybdopterin cofactor binding; molybdenum ion binding; pyridoxal phosphate binding. The transcript has 7 exons. The coding region runs from base 115 to 1089 and encodes 324 amino acids. Gene Ontology annotation, cellular component: mitochondrial inner membrane. Lineage: Eukaryota; Metazoa; Chordata; Actinopteri; Cypriniformes; Catostomidae.
UGGUAAAAGUAGUAAGAGUAGUAUGGGUAGUAUGCUAUUUCGAAACCCAGCGACUACUUCAGAUGUAACGAGUGCUGGAAAACUUUUCCGAGAUUUGUCUCACCGACAAGAAAGAUGGAUUCUACUGCCUUUGUGAAAUUAAUCGAUCAGAAUAGGAAAAUCGCCCUAUGUGGUGCUGGUACUGCAGUUGCGCUGCUUGGACUCGGCCUGGGGUAUAACUAUAUGUGCAAAGAGAAAAAGUUAACUCAGGUUGGAGUUGUUUCUCAGCUGUUAGUUCAUCCGAUGAAGUCUGGGAAAGCUGUGUCGGUAGAUUCCGCAGAAUGCCUUCGAAUGGGACUGAAAUACGGCGACCUGCAGGAUCGCCACUGGCUUGUCAUCACUGAAGAUGGACACAUGGUGACAGGCAGACAGCAGCCUCGUCUGGUGUUGGUGUCGCUGGCCUGUGAAGGUGGGCAGCUUUGUCUCAAUGGACCCAAGAUGGAGGAGUUGAGGGUUCCUCUUCAACAGCCCAAUAACUCCGUUGUGGACUGCAGAGUGUUUACUGUAGACGUCCAAGGCAGAGACUGUGGGGACGAAGUGUCUGACUGGCUUACUAGAUACCUGGCAUUUGACAAGACCAUUCGCCUGGUCCAUUUUGAACCGCAUCUAAAGGCCCAGUGGCCUUCAGAGAAAGAGCCACUGUUUCCUAGGGAUGAGAAGGUGGCCUAUCCUGAUGCAGCUCCCAUCAUGCUGAUGUCUGAGGCCUCUGUUAGGGACCUGAAUAGCAGAUUGGACCGUGAGGUCACUAUCUCUCAGUUCCGUCCCAGCAUUGUGGUCAGUGACUGUGAGGCCUUCACAGAGGACACAUGGGAUCAUAUUCAGAUUGGCCAAGUGGAGAUGAAGAGAGUCAUUGGCUGUGGAAGGUGCAUUUUUACUACUGUUGACCCUGAAACUGGAGUUCUCACUGGGAAAGAGCCACUGAACACACUCAAAGCCUAUCGAAUGACUGACCCUAAGCAGAAAAUCUCACCAAUAUUGGGCCAGUACUACACCAUCAAGAAAACAGGUGUCCUUCUUGUUGGUGAACCUGUUUAUAAAGUCACCUGUUGAUACAGUCCUGACAGGAUGGAAUGCAGAACAAUGAUCUGUUGAACAUGUUACAUGCGGACACAACAGAAAAUUUGACUUUGAUCAAUGUUCCUAAUCAUUUUCAAUGAAUAAAAAAGAAUAAAGAAUUUAUAAUCAAGAUUGUUUUGUAAAAUGUACCAU